This is a messenger RNA of Nelumbo nucifera (sacred lotus), 3068 nucleotides long. Its product is annotated as DNAJ heat shock N-terminal domain-containing protein. Gene Ontology annotation, molecular function: nucleic acid binding; zinc ion binding. NCBI's taxonomy places the organism in Eukaryota, Viridiplantae, Streptophyta, Magnoliopsida, Proteales, Nelumbonaceae. The record is from RefSeq and is a predicted model, not a curated record.
GGUGUUUGGUUCUGUUUACGUUUAUUGAUGGUGCCACAUAGGCACCAUCUCAGCAUUUUCUCUCUCUUGCUCUUUUGCAUACAUUGGAAAUGUAAAAAGUAAACUUUGGUUUAUGUGCAUGUCAGCCGUUUGUAGAAGUUAUUUUUUGAAGCUACCACAAAUGGCCAAGCGUUUAUUCACUGUUACGUUGAAGUGACACUUAAUUGUCAUAAAUGAUUGCAAUUAUUGCAUUUUUCAGUUUUGUCAGCAAAUAAAGUAUAAACAUUUAUUCAAUAAACAUAAACGGAAUCAAACACAUACAUAGUAAACAGUAGUAUGAACUGGAGCCGAAUGAUAUUCAACAAUGGAGCUAUACCUUGUUUUUUAAGGACAGGGGCUAGAGCUAAAUACCGGUGGAGUUUGUGGUGGAAGCAAUACCAGACGCGACUCAUGGGAAUUUCCGACUGAUGACAGUCUCCAAAAAUUCUUAAUGGGCCUAUCCCACCAAAUUGAAUUCCAAGUGCAGUAGUCUGGGCCAAUGACCUCCCCAGCAAAAUGGAGGCCCAGUAGGGCAGUAGUAAUUUUGAGCUGGGAUAGCACUAGCAGGCCCAGUGUGCGAUUACACGGUUUCCUACUUUUCUACGGUUCUACCCGAAUCCGCGGUUCAGUGGCUGGAUGCAGGCCUGGAGAUAGAGACAUAGAGUGCGAUAAGAUAACGCGGUUUCCUACUCCUACCUGAAUCCGAAUCCUAACUCGACUAUGAAUCCGCAGUUUCUGGUUUAUACAAAGAUGGUGAAAACCUAUAUGAAAAGCAGAGGAAGGGACGAAUUUUGAGAUCCAACUCGAAAGUCGAAAGCCCUAAACAAACGGUGGCCCGUGGCCGGAGAAGAGAUGGCGCCGGAGAAGAGAUGCCUAUACGAAAUUCUAGCGUUGAGCAGAGACCGCUCUCCUGAAGAAAUCCGAUCUGCGUACAAGAAAUUGGCUCUGCAACGCCACCCCGACAAGCUCAUCCAGACCGGUGUUCCCGAGGAAGAAGCCACCGCUGCCUUUCAGGAGCUCGUCAAUGCCUACGAAGUUCUUUCUGAUCCCCGCGAACGUGCGUGGUACGACUCUCAUCGUUCCCAGAUCCUAUUUUCCGAUGCCACCAACGUAUCCAAGUCAUCUUCGGGCUUCUCUACCAUCCCUAACAUCUUUUCUUUCUUCUCCAAUUCUGUCUAUUCCGGUUAUGGAGACACCGGGAAAGGGUUUUUCAAGGUUUAUGGUGAUGUUUUCGAUAAAAUUUACGCCCAGGAGGUCAUGUUUGCGAAGAAGCUUGGGUUGGGGUCGGGAACGGUUAGGGACGCUCCGUUGAUGGGAAAUUUGGAAAGUCCUUAUGCGCAGGUAUCGGCUUUCUACAAUUACUGGUUAGGGUUCUGUACGGUGAUGGAUUUCUGUUGGGUCGACGAGUACGAUGCGAUGGCUGGACCUAAUAGGAAGUCACGACGGCUCAUGGAGGAGGAGAACAAGAAGCUGAGGAAGAGGGCGAAGAAGGAGUACAACGAGAUGGUUCGUGGGUUGGCCGAGUUUGUGAAAAAGAGGGAUAAACGCGUUAUUGAUAUGCAGAUGAAGAGGAAUAUGGAGCAAGAGAAGAGGAGGGAAGAGGAGAGAACUCGAAAGAAAGAAGCUGAGCGGGCGAAAUUAGAGAAAGCUCGGUUGUACGAAGAGCCUGAAUGGGCUAAAGUCGAUGAGGAGGAAAUGGAGAAUGAUUUUGAUGAACCGGACGAUGACAAGAAACAGAGUGAUGCUAGAGAGCUGUAUUGUGUUGUUUGCAGUAAGAAGUUUAAGUCUGAUAAGCAGUGGAAGAAUCACGAGCAGUCAAAGAAGCACAGGGAAAAGGUUGCACAGCUCAGGGAUACAUUUGAAAUGGAGGAUGAUCAAGAAGAAAGUGGGAACGAGGAAGGAUUGGGUAGUGAGAACAUUGUAGAGGAAUUGCGGGAGGAAUUUGAAGAUGCUUUAGAUUUUCAGGAAGCGCAGCGAGAAGCUGUAAGCAUUUCCAGUGAUGAUGAAGGAAUUGAGGUUUCUUUCGUUAAUGAUAGCAAUGGUUUUGAUGAAUCAUUUGGCUCUGACGAGGAAGCAAGCAUUCUUGAAGCCAUGGUGUCCGAACACAAGAACAGAACUAAUAAUGCCUCAAAGCGUCAGCCGAAGUCUUAUGCCAGAAAUGAUAGUGAAGAGACGGAUUUCAUGGAGUACGAUAACCGGAAAAUCUCUCGCAGGAACCGGGCAGCAAAGAAAGAGGGUAGCAGGAAAACCAACGGAGAAGUUCAGAGAACAGAAAUUGUUGAAACUGCAGAAGAAGUCGAGUCUAAAUAUAAUGGAAACAACGUUCCAAGCGAAGAUCAUGAUCGGAAUGACUCAAGCACAAAGGAUGCGUUGUCCCACGCACUUGGGGAUACUGACGCUAAUGGUAGAGUUGAUAGGCCUUUGGACAAAGGUCUUAAGGUUCUAAACCAACCAAUUGAUAAGAAAGGUACUGGAAAGAAGGAUGUGAAAACCAAGUCAAAGAACUCAUCCAAAGGAAAGAAAGAAAAGGUGGUAUCAAAGGCUUCUGGCAAUUCAUGCGAGACUUGUGGAGAGAAUUUUGAGACAAGGAAUAAACUACAUAAGCAUCUAGGUGAUACUGGACAUGCUACAUUAAAAUCACGAUAAGUAUUUACUGUCGAAGCAUGAUGACAUAACUAAUGAAUUGGAACUUUUUCCAAGAUUAUCGCCUAAAUGAAGAGAGAAAAAUAAAGGAUAGAAAAUGUUGAGGUUCCGUCCUGCGCUGAUUUUUUAUGAAGGGAUGGAAAACAAAAAUUUUUACGGCCUUCGAUUGUUUUUAUUACCUUUAGGCACAAACAACAGCAGGAGGGAAAAGAAAAUGAGAUGAUUUUUUUUUUUUUUUUUAAAAUUCUGCUGUCUUCUGGUGUUCUGUUUGAUUUACGUGCUCACCAAUGUUUGGUAUGCAAAAUGACAGACGAGUAAUUGGAAGUUAUUAUUAUUUUUUUUUWUGGGGACCAGAAAGUUUGUGUUUUUGAAUUUAUGUCCAUUGCUCCGAGUAGUGCACUUGUAAA